Messenger RNA from Labrus mixtus (cuckoo wrasse), 2671 nucleotides. Its product is annotated as isoaspartyl peptidase/L-asparaginase-like. The transcript has 3 exons. Bases 186 to 626 code for a protein of 146 amino acids. Lineage: Eukaryota; Metazoa; Chordata; Actinopteri; Labriformes; Labridae. Gene Ontology annotation, molecular function: hydrolase activity. The record is from RefSeq and is a predicted model, not a curated record.
AUAGACCAGUUGAGAACCAGCGUUCUAGACCACUCAAAGCUGCUUUUACACUUCCUGUCACACCACAUUCACACAGUGAUGACAGAGGCUGCUACGCAAAGUGUCCGUCAGUAUUAACGAAUCCCAUCCAUACACAUUUCACAUGUUUUUUCUGUUUCUGUUUUUUUUCAACGUGUAGGGGGAAGAUGGGCACAGUCGGGGCCGUGGCAGUGGAUAGUGAGGGAGUUGUAGCCUGUGCGACCUCCACUGGUGGGAUGCUGAACAAGAUGGAGGGUCGGGUGGGGGACACACCCUGCAUAGGUUGUGGAGGUUAUGCUGACAACAACUCAGGAGCAGUGUCCACUACAGGCCACGGAGAAGCUAUCAUGAAAGUUGUUUUAGCCAGACUCAUCCUGUUCUACAUGGAGCAAGGUCAGUCAGCAGAGGCAGCCAGUGACUCUGCCCUGGUCUAUAUGAAGUCCAGAGUGGAUGGUCUUGGUGGUGUGGUGACGGUGGACCCUCAGGGUAACUGGGCCGCUCGCUUCUCCAGCCGGCAGAUGGCGUGGGCUGCAGCCCAGAAAGACACGCUGCACUACGGCCUGUACACUGGAGAGCACUUCACACAGAGCAUUGACGAGCCACACUGACACUUCACACAGUUUUCAGACUUUUUCAUUUGCACUAAUAGGAAAAAUCUACCGAAAUCAGAAAAUGAAUACUUCUUAUUUGAUUAGUUGUAUUGUGGAUGGACAGCUGUUGAUUAAAUGUACAGUCAGGUACCAGGAGAGGAGCCGUGCACAGACAGUCGAACACACAAUCUGUUUCAUUGAUUGUGUGAUAGAAACAUACUAAAAAGCCCAACUGAUUGGUUCUACUACUUGAAAUUAUCUUCAGUGAGUUAAGGCACUGAAAGCACUGUAGAGACCCCUUACGCACACAUUGCUGCAGCAGCAGGAUUCCUGAGGAGCCAACCUCUGACACCCUCAGAGUCAGGUUGACCUUUCCCACUCAGGCUUUCAUGGACUCAGAAGGCAGACGUCCAAUAACAAACAAUGUUCAGGUAAUCUGACACCACAGUGAUUGAAAAAUCAACAUCAAACUCCCUUUGUUUUUGGCCCCAGUUAAGAACUGUCACAAAAUGUUUAAUAAAAAGCAUUUAUGGUGCUGCAACCAACGUGUCCACCCUGUGAAGAAGAGCUUUUAAAAUCUAAAGAUUGUGUCCAUACCAGGAUGUAUUUCUGAGUAAAUCAGGAGGCUGUCUGGACAAAACGUGGGGAGGAACUUGAAUAACAAAGGGGCGUGUCUUAAACAUGGAUAACAAUACAACAGUUAAUUGGUGUGCACCAAUAGGAUAGCAGAAUUCCCCAUGGAGAGGCGUGAGACAAAUCUUUAUUACAGCUCUUUGAAAGGAGCUGCUUCUUAUGACUCCAUCUCUUACAUCAUUAUUUUUUUAGGCAGAGGGAGUAAACAUUACAGUAUAAAGCUUGAGAAGCUAACAGGCUUCACCAGGUGAAGCUGAGUUUGUCUUGUAGGACUUGGUCCUGGCUGUUUCUCAUUGUAAACUGAUCGAAGGAGCUGUUGAUUUCUUCUUUUGUUUCUACUUUUUCUACUUCUAUUACUUCUUCUUCAUUAGCAAAACCAGCAUUGCAUUAUGCUAACAACUACACUGGAGUGGAUUAAAGGGGAAUGAAAAUAAUAAAGGCCGGGAAGUUUAGACACAACGGUGAACGAAUGAUUCUCAUGUACGACUCAGAUUGACCUGUGAACCCUGCAGAGCUGUUAGAUUUAAUGAUUUCACUUUCAGGACAGUAAAAAGAAGUGACAUGUUGGUCUUUUUUUAAUCUGUGGUUGAACAAGAGCUAACAAACAAAUCUGAGCUCUGUGCUGCUAGAGAUGAAGAUUGAGUGAUGUCAGGAUGUUCAUGUAAUGAUGUAGCAGAUAUUGAAAUUCGUUUUUUAAAGUACACACACGCAGAAAAUCAUUUGUUGUGAACAGGUAGAAAAAAAUGUUUGCAUGUAUAUAGAGGAAAAUAUGAUUUGUUAAACUAUGAUGUACAAAGAUUACACAUUGAGGUGAUCAUAAAGGGACCAAAAUGUUUUUCUUCAUAUAAUCUUGACUUUGAAACAACCAAGUUAAAGUUAAGUUCCCCAAAUUACCAGCAAACUCUCCACCUUUAAAGCGUCUCUCACACUGACACAUGAAGUCCAUCUUCUAAAUCAGAAUAAACAGCAGUUAUCACAUAUUUAAAUUACAAACAUCUGUCCUAAUGACCGAAUAUUUACAGAUUCAGGUUGAUACACUGAGAACUUCUGUUAGAUGACAGUAAAUUUAAACCUUUGCAUUUUCUAAACACAGCCAUGAUCUUCAAACCAACCUCAGUUUAAAUACUAAUUUUCUAUUUUCGGUCACCCUUGUGAAAGAGAUAGUAAAUCUCUUUCAAAAUGGUGACCUGGACACGAGGGCAGCAGCACGUCAUAAUAAUAAUAAUAAUAAUAACAUACCUCCAUAUUAUCUCACAGGAUCUUACUGUAAUAUUAUCUUAGUACUGUAAAAUGAAACAUCUCCAUCAAUGCAAAGUUGGAACCAGAGCCAGUUAAUGUGAAAUAAUGCUGAUGAUCAAGUUCUGAUUGAAAUGCUGAAAUGAUCUUUUUGUGAAACAUUGAUUCUUAACUAUAAAAGUCUUAAUCUCUGA